UGUCUUUAACAUUUCGGCUCUUGGGCAACAAAACGUGGUUUUAGAGCAACAAAAUAUUUAUUUUGCUCUAUUCGUGAAAAUUAGUUCUCGUGCAGUGCAAAACUUUUACUCGUUCGAUUCGAGAGUGGUACAGCAAUUGCAGCGUCAUAAAGUGCUCCAGAAUCGCUCAAGUGCGUGUACGCCAGGAACGAUUUAAGUUCUGCAUCCUUGCUCAGGUUCGAUUUGAUCGGAUCGUCUGGCAGAACAGUGAACUGUUUUCUUGUUCUUUGCAUUAGUUCUUCGCAUUUGCCUUGAUACUGCUCUAAUAGCAUAUUGUAGUGUGACUGCAGACAGGCAGAAGCAGCAAGAAUUCCUUUCGGAAGAAACAUCCAUAAAGGGAGACGGAUUUCGAGACUAUUCCUGUCCUAUGGAGAAGUGUAGUUUCUAUUACUCGUAAAAAUCAGUCCUUUUGUUGCUGAACAGUGUGAAUCAAGUGAUAAAUUUGUUUUGUGCAACAUUCUGAAGACUUGUGACAUACAACCAAGGUUUAUGUCUCAUUUCGUGUGAUUAUAAGUCUGUUUGGAAAUCAUCCAACAGAGAGUAGGAUUAUGUCAUCAGGAUACUAGUGAUAGUGAUACAGAAAAAAACAACCUAGUUCUACGGACGAACAUAAACUCACUCGACUCUUGUAACUUGAAGUGAGGUUUUCCCUGUUAUCAUAUCCGGCCGGUAAUUUGUUAAUAACAAAAAAAGCCUAGAAAUGGUCAAUUCCGGAACGGCUGCAAGGUGCCUCCUCCUCUUCUGAGCAGUAAGCCUAAAGAGUGAGCGAGAUCGCAAGCCACAGAACAGGCCACCAUGGAGCGAAAGGGUCGAUAAAGCAGUCGCUCAGCAUUAGCGCAAGCAAGCACGCAACAAUCGUACAUCUUUAUCAUCGUUUAUUUUCCGUUUUCUCGCACUAGUUUUGACAGCUGGCUGUGUAGAAGAGAAAGAAAGAGAAAUAGCCUAUUGCUAUUUUCUUUUUGUUUUGUUUUUAUUCUCCCGGAAGGCUACCAGAACCAUUUUCAUUUCAUCUUCUCCCCAGAACAUAUUCUACGCCUACAAACUCAAAUUACCAGUACUCAAAGGACCGAACGAAAGAUUUUCUCCAUCGUAAGCACGAUACCUUUUGCCAACAAGGCUUUGCCGUGGUGCAUUGCAGAAAGCUCGAUCAUCGAGUUGAUACUGUAAACGGCUGUCCUGUUCGAUAGAAUGGCAACGCACGUAUCGGAGGAAAGUGGCCCGGCCAAUAACAAUAACUCAGUUCCCAAUUCAGGUUCAUCCUAUGCUAAUGUCCUGCUGAAUAUCAAGGAGCAGAAUCAGAAACAGCAGCAAAAUGACAAUAACAAGGAGAACAUUCAAAGGGAGAAACCCCCCGCUGGCAUAGCGUCCGGUGGAGCAAGUGGUCCUUCCAAAGCUCCCGAUGUUUCCGGUAAAGACAGCAUAGGGAGUAAUGCCGCAACGACACCUGGAUCACCCGGCGGAGAUGAUCUGGAGGACGAUUCUAGUUUUGUGCCGGUAAUUUCUCACAAUAAACGUGAUCGUCGUUCAAGGCAGAAGGCAGCCGCAGCCGCAGCUGCUUCUAAACCUGGAGACCAACAACAGCAACAAGGUGACAAAGCACUCUUGUCUAAACCAUCUCGUAGAUCGGGUAAAACUGGCGCCCCGGUAAAGGAUACUGUCGAAGGUAAUAGCGGAGGACCACCGAAGAAAGAAGGCAAACGAAAGUCCGGUGAACGCAAACGUGCCCGCGGUCGGGGUGACGUCGAUAAAGAGGAAAAACUUCCCGAGAAGGACUAUCAGGGCGACACGAGUGCUUCUAACAAGGUCAGCAGUGAGGAUGGUUCGGAUAAGGAAGCACCGAAAAAGUUCGUCGAAGCACCGCUGCCAAAAGUCAAUGCGUGGAAGGUAACUCCCGUCGUCGAACCAAUGCCCAUCCCGUUGGGUGACGCUCGAUCGUCGAAAUCAUCGAUGGAACCGUCUAGCACAACGGCAGCCGUAGUCACAGCAUCAUCCGGUGCACUUCCAUCGGAGAUAAUCGCUCAAAAACCAUCAUCGCAGUCUACGUCGUCGGAAAAGCGAGUGCUGCAACCCAAGCAGCAACAAACGAAGACCACCCAGCAAACGCAACGACCCGCUAAAACCAGUGCUCUCCCGAAAACGACAGUCGAAGCUUCGAAAGCAGUUCCAUUGCAAGUGAAAGAAAAAAAGCGACCUAGUCAAAAGCCCAAUAAUCUAUCCAGUAGUUCAGACUGGCCGACGCUGGACGGCCGACCAAAGCCCAGCGAAUUAAAAAAGCAUGUUGUCGUACAGGCAGCUGAUUCUACAGGAUUGCCGACGGAAACAGCAGUAUCAUCAACCGCUGCAGAGCCGGAAAAGUCUGUUGUGGCUAAGCCCAGUGAAGCGACUGCCAAACAAACGCCCCAAGCAGAUGUACCUCAAGCAGUUAAGCUGGGCUCUUCUGUACCGACUGACGUAACAGCGGAAGAAGCAGCUUCAACACACACGACAGCAAUCGUGCAACCAGUUCCUGCCAAACAAUCGUCCUCGGAGGAAGAUACCAAUCGCCCAAAGAGCGCCGAUUCCGGUGAUCCGACGAAUGGUGUAAACAGUCGCGGCAAAGGACCCCGACCAAAGUGGGUACCGUUGCCAAUCGAUCUACCGAAACAACGCGUUCGUCGUGAGCGAACUCCCAGACGGCAACGAUUCGAUGAUUAUGAUGACAGCAGUUACAACCAGGAACGACCUUUAGCAGCACCACGAUCCAAUCGUUUCCGUACGGGACGGGGAGGAGGACCACCACCAUCCUAUCGAGGUGGUCGUGGCGGACGAAUUCCACGGGGAGGAAUCAUCCGGCGAGGAUCUUCGACGAGGGGAGGUCUGAUGGCUGGUGGUGUUAGAAUUAGUGAUAGAGACAGUCUCGCAAACGGUGUGGAUUUUACGAAAGAAUUCAACGGGAUAGGGCGAGUUGUUGGGAAGGAUCACGCGGCAUUUAUGAUGCCGUACCUAAGCACCUUUUACUAUAAUGGCGCCCCGCUUAUCGGUAUGGAUCAGCCGAGUAUCAAGGAGUGCAUCAAGAAGCAGAUAGAGUACUACUUCAGUGAAGAAAAUCUCAAACGAGACUUUUACCUUCGACGCAAAAUGGACCCGGAAGGUUACCUUCCGGUAACACUGAUUGCUUCGUUCCAUCGAGUACAGGCGCUAACACUUGACUUGAACAUCAUCAUCGAGGCAAUACAGGAAUCGGAGGAGCUGGAUCUUCUAGAUGAUUACAAAGUGCGAACGAAAAUUGAUCCGACCAAGUGGCCAAUAGACCCGGCGGACAUCGGAAACAUUCAGUACAUACCGAAUAUACCUGCACCUGGUAAUGUCCUUCCCGCAUCCCAGAACAACCGAACAACUGUGGGUCCGGUUGCAUCUAAGAUUCUGUCAAGUAUUCCACCUCCGCCAUUACCUCGAAGCUUCCGUACGCAAGUUGCACAACAAUCGACCGUCAACGCGAUUCCAACAGUGACCGAUCCGGUUCCCUUGACGGAUGAUGUGUCAAAAGCAGUGACAACAACAUCGGAACCGGAGAAUUUGAAUCCCAACGUACCGGAAUUUAUCCCGACGGCAUCCCUUCGUAAGCAAUCUGCCGGUAGUGUAGUUCCGGGUCAGCCGGCCACAGCGAAACCAAUUCCGAACAAUGAACCAUCGGAGGAGAAAGAGAACAUUAUCCAGGAAUCGAUGGUUCCAAAAAACGCGCAAGGGAAAUCUAACUCUGAAGACAGUGACACUAACAAGCUUCCCAGCGUGGAAGCACCCGUUGUCACCGAAGAAGCCGAACUGUGGAAGGAAGUAAAGCGUCGUUCACGCUCAGCUCAGCCCUACCACAACAAACAGCAGCAACAACAACAACAACAGCAGCAGCAGCAACAACAAUCGACAGAGGGUAACACCAAUAAGCAGGAAUUUGCGAAAAAAUCUGACAAACAGCAAAUUUCCCGCAAGGUGGGUGCUCUUCCGCAGGAUUCGGCCACAACAGCAGCUGCGGCUGCGGCACGACCAUCCCACCAAAACGAAGAACGGGAGGAGUUAGAUUUCCAAUUCGACGAAGAACUAGACAUCCCGCGUGGGGUUGGUCGUGUGAAUCAUUUUACGGACAACUGGUCCGAAGACGAGGAUGAAUCCGAUUACGAAUUGUCGGAUCACGAAAUUAAUAAGUUACUUAUUGUGACACAGGUCGGUAAUCGAGCACCGAAACACGAGGGUUACGAUCGAACGGGUGACUUCACAACACGCACCAAAAUCACCCAGGACCUUGAACAGAUCAUCAACGAUGGACUGCACAACUACGAAGAGGACCUAUUGACAAUCAACUGCCGACGGGGUGGAAGCAACUACAGAACCAUCAACCUGAUCUCACAGGCUGAGUUUGACAAAAUCAUCCCCAAGCCACCGAAGGUGACUCAAGAAGUACCGCCGCCACCACCACCGACAUUUGUCGAAUCGGAAGAUCUUCUCAAUGCUAGCACAACCAGUGCCAUCCAUCGACACAAGGCCCGUUUCUUUGCCGUCAACAAGGAUGAAUUCGUGGAUCCGAUUACACCGCGAAAGCGUAAGACGAGACAUUUGAACAACCCGCCAGUCGAAAGCCACGUCGGGUGGGUAAUGGACGCUGUGGAGCAUCGACCCCGUACCACCAGCAUGGGAAGCUCAACUGGAACAUCUCCCACCGCGUCAAGUUACGGUUCGUUGCCACAAAGUUUGCCAACAUUUCAACAUCCGUCACAUUCGUUGCUAAAAGAAAAUGGCUUCACGCAGCAGGUCUACCAUAAAUAUCACAGCCGGUGUUUGAAAGAACGCAAACGAAUGGGUCCCGGACAGUCACAGGAGAUGAACACUCUCUUCCGGUUCUGGUCGUUUUUCCUACGCGAAAACUUCAACAAAACCAUGUACGCUGAGUUUCGUCAGGUUGCUCUAGAGGAUGCAUCGGAGGGCUUCCGGUAUGGUUUGGAGUGUUUGUUCCGGUUUUAUUCCUACGGCUUGGAGAAGAAAUUCCGACCGCAACUUUACGAAGACUUUCAGCAGGAAACGGUUAGAGACUACGAAAAUGGCCAACUCUACGGUUUGGAAAAGUUCUGGGCUUUUCUCAAGUACUACAAGAACGCAACCAAACUGAGCGUCGAUCCGAAGCUGAGAGAAUAUCUGAACAAGUUUAAAUCGAUCGAAGAUUUCCGUGUGCUGGAACCGCAGAUAAACGAAAUGUUGGAGGGAGUGGGCAAUCUGAAAUCGUCGCCUUCGAAACGAAGACCGCGCAGUGUAUCGGAAAGCGAAGGUGUCACCGUCGUUGCCGGACCAAGUAACGUCAAACGAGCACAUCACGCGGCCAGUGGGAGUGGAGCCGGACCGUCCGGAUCAGGCCCGGGAUAUUCGGGAGGCGGCUAUCAGAAUCAAUAUUAUCGUAAAAGAUGUGAUUCCGCUGGCAACCGAAUGGUAGACGGUACGAAUCGUCCCGGUCCGUCGGGUUCCCGUAACCGUACCGGUUCGAUUGGUGAUGGUGCCAGCAAACAUUCCGGGGGUCGUCCUCGCAGUGGAUCUACCGGUAACAAAGUGGUACGCAUUACAAACGAUCAACGGUUUUCAUUCAAUCGGUCUGGUGCUGGUCAGUCUUCAGGAAUGGCAAAGGUACAGCAGCAGCAGCAACAGCAGCAUCAUCAGAAAGGACACAGCAGUAGUAGUUCGAAAAAUGCUGACUGCCCAUCCGCACCAACAACAACAUCAUCGUCGAUAUCGUCCAGUGAGAAACCUUCGUAAACGGAGUUGUGACAAUGCAAAUCCUUUCACAGAUGGGAUAGAAAUGAAAUCUGUAAAUUAAAAAUCGCGCUAACAUUGUGUUGCUUUCGUAUUCACAUUCUUAUGUAAAUGUCGGCAUAUCGCAUCUUUUUUCGGUCCUAUAUUUUUAAUGACGCGAAAUUGAUCAGUUCUUUUUACUGUGUAGAAACAAUUGAUAUUUAUUUGACCAUCCAUUUCGAGUGAUUAUCGAGUGAGGGCACCUGGUGGUUAACUGUUGUUGAUUGUAAUCGAUUAGCUCGUUUUUUUACGAGAUAACGAAAUGACAUUAAGAGUUGUAGUUAGCGAAAUCACACACACACACAAGCACCCUCAUUCAAUCCUUCAUAUUUACUGCCACACUACAGUUCUCUCGUUGAAAAUUUACCGACAUAUGCCGACCUUAAAGAAAAAAAAAUUCAGUGAAAAUAGUGUGAUUGAGAAGAAGAAGAACGUAAAACAAGUAGAUUUUGAUGUCGCUUCGUUUUAGCCUAAUACUGCUCUUUGUUUGAAUAACGUUUUUCUGUUUCCUUAGAAAGUUUCUUCAUUUUUAAUCGUACAUUCUAUCGUGGAUAACAAACACAUAUUACAAGUUUAUGAAAAUAACGUUUUUUGUGCACACACACAGACAAACGCAUACACAUACAGAAAACACAGCCAAACCUAUAUUUUAACCGAAAAAAUAAACAGAACGGGACAAAAUUAUACAAAUCUAGUGGAAAAAGCUAUAAUACAUACAACCAAAAUCACCAUACAGCGAGAAGUUUUUCUGUGCAAGAAAAGCGUGCUUCACACUCUAAUGGUGACAGUAAAAAAAAAAUAAUAAAAACCUAACACACAUUUUUACAGACAAAAUAUUGAAGUAUAAUCGAUUAAAAAACAGAUUAGCUUGAUCCACGCUUUUGGAACGGACUUUUGAUCAUUUUCCUCCUAACGCUGUAAUUGCCUUAAGUUUCAGAGAGUUGUUUGUUGAUAACAGAAAUAUUUAUAAAUAAUGAAAGGAGAACAGAACAGAAUAAAACCUAAUAAUGGUAGCAAAAUGAACUAUGUAUGAGCCUUGCCUAGCUUCCUUGUUUGGUUUUGUUGUGCCCCCCCCUCGCACAGGAGGCACAUUAUUCUCCCCGGUUCUGAGUUUCGUUCGAAUCGGAUUAUUUCGAUCGAAUGCAAAAUUUUGCAUUCUGUAUCUCGAUCGAGUUCGAGUUUUCCAUACAAAAGCAUCUCUCGAUCGUAUUACAGAAUGCAAAUUUUCACAUUCGUCCGAAGUAAUCCGAUUCGAUCGAAAUACAGAAUAGGGGUGAUUAUCUGGGAACGUAGCCAGCCGACGACGUAACACAAAACGAAACACAUCUUUUUUUUUUCUUCUAGCUUGCAAACACUUCUCUGUUUCUUUCGUAAGUUAACUAAUUUUAAACGAUUUGUUUCUUUUUAUCUGGGACUAUUAUACUUUUAUACGAGAAAAAAAAAUGCGAAAGCAAAACGAAUUCAUCUUACUACUGAGUAUCACAGUAACGAUAAAUUUCACGAGCAAGCAGUGAAGGGGAUGGAACUGUGAAACAAUGGGAAAUCGAUUCGAAAAAAAUGUGAAAAAAAGUUUAAAAAUUAUUUAAAAGGCACAUAAAAAUCUAUAGUCAUACUGUAAUAAAUUGUGAAUGAAUUCAAGGAAACCUAUAUAAUGUAAAUAAUGAACUACCUAUAUAUUCAGUAAAGACUAAAGUAAUUGAAUAAAUUAAGGAUACACACAA
Messenger RNA from Malaya genurostris, 7568 nucleotides. It is a transcript of the gene larp, whose product is annotated as la-related protein 1. Gene Ontology annotation, molecular function: RNA cap binding. Gene Ontology annotation, cellular component: cytosol; cytoplasmic stress granule. The coding region runs from base 1228 to 5811 and encodes 1527 amino acids. Gene Ontology annotation, biological process: positive regulation of translation; mRNA stabilization. The transcript has 9 exons. The record is from RefSeq and is a predicted model, not a curated record. Lineage: Eukaryota; Metazoa; Arthropoda; Insecta; Diptera; Culicidae.